Molecule: messenger RNA, 2137 nt
Organism: Vespula pensylvanica (western yellowjacket)
Lineage: Eukaryota; Metazoa; Arthropoda; Insecta; Hymenoptera; Vespidae
Gene: Cox10
Product: protoheme IX farnesyltransferase, mitochondrial
Exons: 7
Coding region: 286-1545 (419 amino acids)
Biological process (GO): heme biosynthetic process
Cellular component (GO): mitochondrion; mitochondrial membrane
Molecular function (GO): protoheme IX farnesyltransferase activity
Source: RefSeq, a predicted model, not a curated record
ACGUUCAAAAUGUCCUUACAUUUUAUUCAUUGAAUUCACCAUAUUAAAAAGCUAUGAAUAGGAGGUAGUGAUGGCAUGUGGUAAUAUAUAAAAUUCGUGCAGGAUUAUUCCUGUAUUUAGUAGAUAUAUGUUAUCUAUUAAUUUACUUUUAAGAUUAAAGAUAUAUUUGACAUGCCGAAAGAGUUUAAAAAUUAUUGUUAUGCAACAUUAAUACUAUGAUGAAGUAGUAAUACAUGAAAUAAUGAUAAAAUAAAGGACCUUUGAUACAUCAUCGAUAAUAUUUUUAUGAUGUUAUACUUUUUCACGCCACGAAUAUGUCGCAAUUUACCAUGCAUUUCGACAUCGAAAUUAUUAGCCACUUUGUAUUCCACCAGUUCGAAACAGAAACCAAAAGAAAUUGUACAUAUGCACGAACCAUGCAUAGAAAUGACAGAAAAAUAUCGCAAUGAUAUUGUUACUACAAAUUCACAAAUACCGUUACAUCCUGACAAAUAUAUUCUACCAAAAAAUGCUAGUCUUAAUAGUAACAAGGAAACCCGUCCAUCUGAAGAACCAGAAUGGAAACCUGUGCAAGUAGAGCUUGCUCAUCUUCAUAAAUAUUGUUUAAAAUUAUCGAAAAUUAGAUUAACUUCUUUAGUUGUGAUAACAACCAUGGGUGGUUAUGUAGUAGCACCUGGCAUGUUUGACUUAUAUACAUUCACUAUGUGUUCUGCUGGUACUGCAUUGGUCUCUUCUGCAGCUAAUGCUAUUAAUCAAUUUUUUGAAAUUCCUUUUGAUGCACAGAUGUCAAGAACAAAGAACAGAGUUUUGGUCCGUGGACAAUUAACUCCGGCCCAUGCAGUAUUAUUUGCGACUGUAUCAGGGAUUACUGGUUUGUUCAUAUUGUAUAGUCAAGUUAAUGCUAUAACUGCAAUGUUAGGUGCUGUUAAUUUAAUUCUAUAUACUCUUAUUUAUACCCCUAUGAAACGUAUUAGUAUUCUCAACACUUGGGUUGGAUCUAUUGUUGGAGCAAUACCACCACUUAUGGGUUGGGCAGGCUGUGUAGGUGAUAUAAUGGCUCCAGGGGCUUGGAUUAUGUCUGGCCUUUUGUAUGCAUGGCAAUUUCCUCACUUUAAUGCUCUUUCUUGGAAUUUAAGACCUGAUUAUUCGCGUGCAGGUUAUAGAAUGAUGUCUGUCACGAAUCCUAGCCUUUGCCGUAGAACGGCAUUAAGAUAUACAGCUGCGUUAAUGGGGUUGUCUUAUUUAGCUCCUGCAUUAGAUGUAACUAAUUGGUGGUUUGCUGGUAUGUCAACGCCACUAAACGCUUAUUUUUUGUAUCUUGCUUGGAAAUUUUAUCAGAACUCAGAUAGUGCAAGUUCUAGAAAACUCUUUCGUUUUUCACUAGUCUAUUUACCGGCGCUAAUGAUAUUAUUGCUUGUAAAUAAGAAGCAUUGGUUCGUUGGUAAAAAAAGAACAGACGUAGUAACAAACGAUGAAAGUUAUCAGAAAGAAACUUUCUUAUCAAAUCUUUCGAGAUUGAUUAUACCAACACCAUCGUCCGUUUAAUGCGAUAACACAAAAUGUCAUCGCUAGUAAAAUCAUUGACACUAUCAUAUUCUUUAAACUUGUAAAUGUGUAUUAUAAAUCUUAGUUAACAUAUUUUGUAAAGUACAAAAUCUUGUAUAUAUCAUAGAAAUCAUAAAUAAUUAUAUAAUUUGAUCUAAACAGUCGAUUCCGCUAUAUGCAGAAAUAAAUAUAGUAAUAAUUAUAACACAUACACUUAUCAGAUUAUUAAAAAAAGUAUCUGAAUAAUUUAUAUUUAGAUAUUUAAUCACUUAGAUUUGAAAAAAAAAAACACACAUCUAUUGAUCAAAUUUUGUUCACAAAACUUCAAGAAAGAAAAGUUUAUUAUUAUUAAAAAAUGUAAUAAAAAAAUGUAUUGAAUUUUCUACAUUUUAAACAGAGUUGAAUGAUAAUUGAAGCAAUAAAAUAAAAUCUACAAAUCUAUAGAUAUAGAUAUUGUAUCAUUGAUCGUGAACAGUAAUUGUCUAUUUAUUUUGUAUAAUUCUAAUGAUUACUAGAAAAAAAAGAGAUCAUAUUAUUCAUUUGAUGUUACAUCAAGUUGAAUAAAAUUUUAUAAUUAUGUCUCCAUAUCAUA